AUGAUCCUUCCAAACAUAUGCCAAUGUUACGAAGAAGAUGUAAAGAAGAACUUGAACAUCAGCGAAAAAGCUAUGGACAAAAGAUUUGCGGCCACCCUGACGAGUGCGGCCAGUUGGGCCGUACGAGACGUCAAACGUGCAGGAAAGUGUGAAAUAACAAAUAUGAGAUUCGAAAUAUCGUGUCUACUCAUUGCUCAUUUAGCAGCAACAACAGUCAUUGCUGCACCGAAUAAUAGAAACGUUAGAGACGUGACGGAUAUUCCUUCAUGGUACCUGCCGUGUGGUGAUGUUAUCGAACAAGGAUUUGACGGUGACUCUCAGCAGGAGUUGGACUCGAUCUUGAGCCAUUUAAAAUUGAUGCAUAAGAUCACGUUAGAGGAAUAUCUCUAUCACGAUUACGAGUAUCUUUACAACCGUGUCAGAAUCGGGGUUCAAGAACACCAGUAUAUUCCAAAUUGGUUACCAGGAAAGAAGGAUUCUAACUACAUCAAGAGGCUUGGAAAAAGUAGUCAGCAAACGAUCAUUAAUCAUCUACCAAAGUUACACAUGGACUUGCAAAAGUUUGCUGUUGCAUUCGAAGAACUGGUACAAGACGAACCCAUCUCUAAAACACAUGAUGCAUUGAAAGCUACGCAAUCUCAGAUUCUUAGCAUGUUGUGCGAAGUUGAGAGUACUAUUGCAGAUCUUCCAUCUUUACGUUUACCUCAACGGAUUGAAAGAAGUAUCAUGAAUCAAAGAGAAAGGGAUCCAGUUGACGAUACCAGAAGACUCGUUCGUGAUUGGGGUGUUUUAAUUAAAUACAAAGAUUAUCUUCACGCUUGGAGACGUGUCUUCGAUUAUUAAAAUGGACGUUUGGUUUUAUACGUGUGUAUGUGUGUUUAAAAUGGAGGAUACAAAUUCGUAGGAUUCUCCGAAAGGAAGAACUUUGAUAAGAAAAUGAUACGGAUGGUUGAUAAAAUACGCUGAUAUAAGAUUAAUUUAGAAAUUAUCCA
Messenger RNA from Polistes dominula (European paper wasp), 992 nucleotides. RefSeq lists its product as uncharacterized. The record is from RefSeq and is a predicted model, not a curated record. Lineage: Eukaryota; Metazoa; Arthropoda; Insecta; Hymenoptera; Vespidae.